Molecule: messenger RNA, 297 nt
Organism: Prunus armeniaca (apricot)
Lineage: Eukaryota; Viridiplantae; Streptophyta; Magnoliopsida; Rosales; Rosaceae
Source: the annotation of a GenBank genome assembly
AUGAAGGUUGAACUGGGAGUCAAGCUUGGAGUUGAUUCGUCGUCGUUGACUCCUUUGGAGGUGAGGAUGGCAGCGGCCAAGACGGCAAAAGAGUCAUCUGCCCGGGCAAAAGGUUCUUUUGCAACAUUAGUGGCUGAUUCCAAGGUGGAUGAGUCCAGCCUUGCAGGGGAUGCAGAAAAGAAGUGGUGGCAGAUGUCGAGGAUUAGGAAGGUGGAGUUGCUGAGAGCAUGGCUGAUUAGGCGGAUGCGGAAAAGACUACAGAUCAGGGAUCUUUUAUUGGCAUCUCGGAGUAGAUGA